Messenger RNA from Camelina sativa (false flax), 1712 nucleotides. RefSeq names its product protein HEAT INTOLERANT 4-like. Gene Ontology annotation, biological process: regulation of cellular response to heat. NCBI's taxonomy places the organism in Eukaryota, Viridiplantae, Streptophyta, Magnoliopsida, Brassicales, Brassicaceae. The record is from RefSeq and is a predicted model, not a curated record.
CCAAAAAAACAACCUCUUCGUCUUCUUCCUCUUUUCUUUGAUUUUCGAAAAUCCUCGAUCCUAACCGCCAUUAAACCCUAGCUUGCUUUUUUUCUUUUUCUCGACUUCUCUCUUCUUCUUGCGAAAGCUGAAGAUUCACAUUCGCCUCUUCGCGCUGAUAUCUCUGUUGUUUUUUUUUCUUUUGGAUUUUGUUUUGGAUUUAGUUAGUUACACUCGAGAAUGAGGAAGGGAACGAAGAAGAAAGGAGGUUCGCGAGGAGGCCGUAAAGCUGGUUCCACUUCGUCGGCGAGUAAGAAGAACGUUGAUGCGGUGGUAGAGACCUCGACGCAGGAGACUCAGCCUACUCAGACCUCGACGCAGGAGACAGAGGAAACGGAAGCUCUGGAGCCUGAGAAGGAGGGAGAUAACAAAGAAGAGGCGAAAGAGGAUCAGCAGGAGGAAGCGGAAAAGGUUGAAUCUAAGCCUGCGGAGGAAGGGGAUAACGAAGAAGAGGCGAAAGAGGAUCAGCAGGAGGAAGCGGCGAAGGUUGAAUCUAAGCCUGCUGCGGAGGAGGGAGAUAACGAAGAAGAAGCGAAAGAGGAUCAGGAUGAGGAGAUAGAAGAAGCCAAACCUGAUUCCGCUACGCAAAAGGAGAAGGCGAAAGGUGCUUCUUCUUCCCAACCGCAACCGCUUCGUCGUGGUAAGCGUAAGAGAGGCUCAAAGAUGACACCGGAGAAGAAAACGACUCCGAAAGCCAAGCGAGCCAAAGCAACCAAGACGCAAGAAGAUGAGCCUGAGUACUUCAUGGAGAAGCGUAAUCUGGAGGAUUUAUGGAAGGCUGCAUUCCCAGUGGGAACGGAGUGGGACCAGAUGGAGUCACUAGAUGAAUUCAACUGGGAUUUUACAAAUCUCGAAGAAGCUCUGGAGGAAGGUGGAAAGCUCUAUGGGAAGAAAGUCUAUGUGUUCGGCUGCACUGAGUCUCAAUCACUCCCUUACAAAGAUGAAACCAAGGAUGUCCUUGUUCCUGCUGUCGUUUGUGUUGAAUCAUCUAUCCCCCCUUCUGAUCAGAUAGGAGUUGCAUCGGUUCAAGGGGAGGUUGGGGAAAUCAUUCCAAUGAAAACUAUGAAAAUGGCUUGGGUUCCGUACAUCCCACUUGAAAAAAGGGAUAGACAAGUUGAUAGAAUGAACUUUCAAAUUUACAUCUUGGGGUGUACUCAGAGAAGAUCUGCUCUCAAACAUUUGAAGGACGAUCGUGUUAAAAAAUUCAACUACUGCCUUCCUUACAUCGACAACCCAUAUAAGGUAGAUGAAUCUGAGCAAAGCACUGUGGUUCAAAUAAUGUUCCCUUCUGAGCCACCAGUUGCAUGUGAAUAUGACUGGGUGAAUAGCGAAAUUGAGGAAUUCACCGACAAUCUGAUCAAGGAGGAGACAUUACUCCCGGAACAAAAGGAUGAGUUCGAGGAAUUUGUCAAAGUGGAGAGUGACAAAGCUAAGACAGCUUAUGAAGAGGCACAGCAAGCGCGAGAGAAUGCAAAGGAAGGACUGAGCGCAGAAACCAAAAAAGCCUAUGAAGAAAUGAAGUUGUACAAGUUCUAUCCAUUGCCUUCACCAGACACACCGGACGUUGCAGGAAUUGAGAAGUCCCCACUCAUAAACAGGUACUUCGGGAAGGCUCACGAAGUCCUAUAAUCAUUUCUCCAAAACCUAGGAAGCUUUUUGUUUCGGCAAACAUU